GCCGCCCCGUCGAAUUUCCGGGUAAUUUCGAGACCACUUUUCGGAAGCUGCCAAAUGUGGCGUACGGACACUGCGGGCCGCUGCAGCCGCGCCGUCUGACCAAAAGAAGCGUGCUCUACCGCCGGACGAACGUCCAACCCAAAAAGAGAGCGAGCAUUCUUUUAGUGCAUUCGAAUGUUGUUUUUGGUUCUACCGCCCGCCCGCCCUCGCGACCUAACCUCUUCGGCAGUUGGCAGACCUGACGCUUUUCCGUGCCGUGCCGUGCCGUGCCGUACUCGACAGUGUUCCGACAAAGUCAGCCGAGGACGGGUGACGGCGUGUGGGCGCGAUUAACUGCCUAUCAGUUAUUGACACAGUUUUCGAUUUGAGAAGCAAAGUUUUGAUUUCUUUUGAACCACUGUUUCAACGUUGCCGUGAUCUCCAACGCUGUGCGCUCGCCGCUGAGAACUUCGCGUUUCCCAAAUGGCCGACACGACCUGUGAGAUGGACGCGCUGAACGACGACGAGCUGCUGCUGGUUUUGCAGUACGUGGACAAGGACGGACUGCUGAAGUGCCGCGAGGUGUGCCGCCGCCUCAGGGACCUUGCCGUCCACCCGGACGUGUGGCGUUCAAGGAGCAUCCUUCUGCACGAACUUUCGCUCCCGUUCCUGCGACUUGCUCCCUGCGCCCACUCCCUAGAACUAGGAAAUAUGGACGAAAGAAUUCUCGACGUAAUCGAAUCCAACCUCGUCGCUGCUGCUCGCACGAGGUGCGCGGUGGCUCAGCUCGUUCUGAAAGUCGAUGUUGAUGACACGUUGUCCGACAUCCUGGCCGACAUCAUCCUCAACCAGUCCAUGCUUGGGCGUCUGAAGAAGCUGGAAGUCAUUCUUAAUGGGCCAUCAUGGCCGGGGGAACGACUGCCAAACGCAAUAUUCGCUGCGAGGUGCCUGAGUGAACUUUCCAUUAGCACUUUUCAGCUUACGCCGACCGGCGUUGUCAUUGAGCCGUAUGUAGCGACAUUGAGGAAACUAAAGAUCCGUGGCUUUAUGAGUGACACCAUGUUGGAGACGGUGGAAAACCUGCUACGCGGACAUGCCGCGACCCUAGAGGAGGUGGAAUUGUGUCUGCACUUUUUCACGCCAGACUGUAGUUUUGACUGCGGGCGUCUGGUCGAUGCCCUCAUCAUGAUUCCUAACCUUCAGAAGCUCAUUUGCCCGCCCCUUAGCGGCUUCGACCGCCUAAAGCAGUGCACAUCACUGACUAACUUCACCCUAUUCUUAACGGACUUUAAGCACGUGAAGAGUGUUGAGCGGUUUAUGCGUAACAACACUCAACUUACAUACGUUGGGAUCAAUUGCGAUUUGCGUGUAAGAAAUGAUGAGUGCGUUGAGAAAUUUGAUCACAUGCUCAUCCUGCUCUCAGCUCUCUUUGAGUCCGGCAAAUCUAAAGUCUCCACUUUGCAGUUAGUUGUUGAGGAGUGCAGCACGCCCUCCCCUUUUUACGAGCAGCUUAUUCCCAAACUAGCCGAGUCUAAACUGGAGUAUCUUGAACUUAAAUCUAGACUAUAUGUAUCUGAGCUGAGGGAAAUCUUGACGCUGCUGCCGGAAACCACCCCACGUUUAACUCGACUUGGGUUUGGCCUUCAAGGGUGCCUGCAUUACUGGCUGCACGACAAAAGUUUUCGGGAUAUGUUUCUGCACAAGGAGUUUAAGAGCGUGUUGCUAGACCCGCAAACCUGUACCCUUAAUUAUAAAACAUGUUGUGAUAUUUGCAAACUGGGUUGUCACAGAAAUAACGAGGUGCGUUGGACCAGCCUUGUAAAUGGAAUUUUCGAAGUGGAGGGCGACUCUUAUUUCUAGUACUACAAUGUCUUUUACUAACAGCGUUUGGAGGUUUUGAAUUGACGUUCUUCGGCAUUAAUUAAGCAGAAACCCUUUUAUGUGCUGGUUAAUGUAAAAUACAUUGAAAACUAGUUGUUUUUGUGCUUCAAUAUGAAGGCCUCUCUUCAUAUUUUUUACUUCUUACCGACCAGCAUUUGCUUAGCACUUGUCAGAGUAUUUUUACCGAAAUUUUGUUGUUUGUGGAAGUCGUAAAUGCAAGUCGGCAAUCGCUUGAAUAAGAUUUGCCUGUGCGAAAAAAAUUAUAAUUAGUGUCUUAAAAAACAAUGGUACUAUUUCUCCUAGUUUGGUCUAUGUACUUGACCCUUCUAACUUUUGUCUUCACUGUCAUUCUGUCUGCUCCGUUACAUAAUAAAGAGCUUGAUUUG
Frankliniella occidentalis (western flower thrips) is the source of this 2246-nucleotide messenger RNA. RefSeq names its product oocyte zinc finger protein XlCOF6-like. Gene Ontology annotation, biological process: regulation of transcription by RNA polymerase II. The record is from RefSeq and is a predicted model, not a curated record. The coding region runs from base 463 to 1839 and encodes 458 amino acids. Gene Ontology annotation, molecular function: DNA-binding transcription factor activity; protein binding; RNA polymerase II cis-regulatory region sequence-specific DNA binding. NCBI's taxonomy places the organism in Eukaryota, Metazoa, Arthropoda, Insecta, Thysanoptera, Thripidae. The transcript has 3 exons.